Messenger RNA from Beta vulgaris subsp. vulgaris (sugar beet), 3058 nucleotides. RefSeq names its product chloride channel protein CLC-d. The transcript has 23 exons. Gene Ontology annotation, biological process: transmembrane transport; chloride transport. The record is from RefSeq and is a predicted model, not a curated record. Gene Ontology annotation, cellular component: membrane; intracellular membrane-bounded organelle. Lineage: Eukaryota; Viridiplantae; Streptophyta; Magnoliopsida; Caryophyllales; Amaranthaceae. Gene Ontology annotation, molecular function: voltage-gated chloride channel activity. Bases 298 to 2673 code for a protein of 791 amino acids.
ACACAUAAAGCGUACACCCCAAGUCCCCAACCCACAGAGCUAGGAGAAAGUGAGAAAGAGAGAGAGAUCGCUUGCGAAUUGCGGCUAAAACAGCUUCUUCAGCUCUCGAUUUCUCUACUAAUCACACUAUCACCCGUCCUAAUUUAAUUCCAAAAUCGCAAAUGCAAUUUCAGUAUUGAACAAUCCCAACUCUUCCGAUCUCUGAUCCCUCAUCUUCAAUGAUGAAUCAUAGAUCAAUUACACUAAUUUGAAGAGAAAAUCUAAAAUCUUAGGGUUUCCAGAAGAAUUAGGGAAAAAAUGUUGUCGAAUCAUUUCCAGAAUGGUAUGGAAACUGCUAGAUUAGUCUGGUCUCGUUUGCCGAACUCAGAAGAAGGUGAAUUAGAUGAAGUUGGAAUUUCCAAGAAGAGUGAUUAUAGUGGCGUCGAAAGCCUUGAUUAUGAAGUCAUUGAAAAUUACGCUUAUCGAGAAGAACAGGAAAAGAGAGGGAGGUUUUUUGUUGGUUAUCAAGUGUCUUUAAAGUGGUUUCUCGCGCUGUUAAUUGGCAUUGGCACGGGACUUGCUGCGAUAUUUAUAAAUAUCUCUGUGGAAAACUUUGCCGGAUGGAAAUUCGCAUUGACAUUUGCAAUAAUUCAGAAGUCAUAUUUUGCUGGGCUAUUGAUAUAUGUGUUUUUCAACCUGGCAUUAGUAUUCUCUUCUGUAUAUAUAGUUACCCAUUUUGCACCAGCUGCAGCUGGUUCUGGUAUUCCAGAAAUUAAGGGCUAUUUGAAUGGAAUAGAUGUCCAUGGCAUACUUUUGUUUAGAACUUUAGUUGGAAAGAUCUUUGGAAGCAUUGGUUCAGUGGGAGGAGGAUUAGCUCUUGGUAAAGAAGGCCCUCUUGUCCACAUAGGUGCUUGUAUAGCUUCUCUCCUGGGACAAGGUGGAUCUACAAAAUACCAUAUAAGUUCAAGAUGGCUUCAAGGUUUUAAUAGUGAUCGAGAUCGCCGUGAUCUUGUCACAUGUGGCUGUGCAGCUGGGGUUGCAGCUGCUUUCAGAGCUCCUGUUGGUGGUGUCUUAUUUGCACUUGAGGAGGUUACAUCAUGGUGGAGAAGUCAGCUUAUGUGGCGUGUCUUUUUUACUUCUGCUGUUGUUGCGGUUGUUGUACGGACUGCAAUGGCAUGGUGUAGGAGUGGAAAAUGUGGACAUUUUGGUGCUGGUGGUUUUAUCAUAUGGGACAUAUCAGAUGGUCAAGAGGAUUACUCGUUUGUAGAGUUAUUGCCAAUGGCAAUUAUUGGGGUGAUAGGUGGUCUUCUUGGGGCAUUAUUUAAUCAACUUACACGUUAUAUUACUUACUGGCGUCGCAAUUAUUUGCACAAGAAAGGGGCACGAGUUAAAAUGAUUGAAGUUUGCCUUAUAUCAAUAAUUACUUCUGCAAUUUCUUUUGGGUUACCACUACUAAGGAAAUGCAGCCCCUGCCCUGCAUCUGAAGUUGAUUGUCCCAAUCCCCCAGGGAUGUAUGGAAAUUAUGUAAAUUUUUACUGUCGUAAUGACAAGGAAUACAAUGACCUAGCUACCAUUUUUUUUAACACUCAGGAUGAUGCCAUAAGAAAUUUAUUUAGUGCCAAAACGAUUCAUGAGUAUAGUGCUCAAAGCUUGUUGACUUUCUUGGUUAUGUUCUAUAGUCUGGCAGUGGUCACAUUUGGAACAGCUGUACCUGCUGGUCAGUUUGUUCCUGGAAUCAUGAUAGGAUCAACUUAUGGUCGCCUUGUUGGCAUGUUUGUUGUCAGCUUCUACAAAAAGCCAAAUAUCGAGGAGGGAACAUAUGCUCUUCUGGGUGCUGCUUCGUUUUUGGGAGGCUCAAUGCGUGUGACAGUCUCCCUUUGCGUUAUUAUGGUUGAAAUUUCGAAUAAUUUGAAGUUUCUUCCUCUUAUCAUGCUAGUUCUUCUUAUAUCAAAAGCUGUUGGUGAUGCUUUUAACGAUGGCUUAUAUGAAGAGCAGGCUCGGUUGAGGGGUAUCCCUUUGCUUGAGUCCAGACCUAAAUAUCAAAUGCGGAGUAUGACUGCACAAGAGGGUAGGCGGAGUCGAAAGGUCAUCAGUCUUCCCCGUGUUAUCAAGAUUUCAGAUAUGGUUUCUAUUCUGAGAAGCAAUAAGCACAAUGGCUUUCCGGUGAUAGAUCACACAAGGAGUGGGGAGACACUUGUCAUAGGAUUGAUGCUUCGCAGUCAUCUAUUGGUGCUUCUUCAAUCCAAGGUGGAUUUCCAACAUAGCUCCUUGCCCAGUGAUUCAAGAGGUGGAUCCUUCCCAAUAAGGCAUAAUAAUAGUGAAUUCAUUAAACCAGUUUCAAGUAAAGGGCUCAGCCUUGAUGAUAUUCAUCUGAGUCAUGAUGACUUGGAGAUGUACAUAGAUCUUGCCCCCUUUUUAAACCCAAAUCCGUAUAUAGUCCCUGAAGAUAUGUCUUUGACCAAGGUCUAUAAUCUGUUCCGUCAUCUGGGAUUAAGGCAUAUAUUGGUUGUCCCUCGGCCUUCUCGAGUAUUAGGUUUAAUUACGCGAAAGGAUUUGUUGAUUGAGGAUGACGAUGAUUCAGAGAUGGAACUCCAAUCGACUAGUGUAAGAGCCCAACGCCGUGACAGAAGUUUAGCAUCGAGAACUGCAGAUGUGGAGCAGCCACUUCUAAAUGGUCUUUUUGUGCAUAACUGAUGAUUGCACUUACAUCGCUGGCAUUUUGGUGUUCUCUGAAGGCUGAAGUUUAUCAGUGUAUCAUCCGCAUUCUCGAACAUUUUGUUGAUUACAGUUUUUUUUUUUUUUUUUUUUUUUUUGUGAAAUAUUACAAGGUUUAGCACAAGGGGUCUGUAUUAGCUCAUAGGGACCUAAUCACGUCCAUUUGUUGUUGUACAGUGUAAAGUUGUAAAAAUAGACGGACAAGUCUAAUAGGGAGAAAUUAUAUGGAAAAGGUUUGAGUCCAUCUGAGAUGACUUUGCAAUGUUUGAGAACCAGCUUUUCCAUAGAUGAAAAGCAAGGUUGAUUCCAGAUUUCCACAUGAAGCUAAUAAAGUGCUUAUAUUAGUACUGGUUUUAUCGAUAAA